CUUCACAGCUUUCCUCGCGCUUCACAGCUUCCCCGGGAAACUCGACGUAUUGUAGCCUCAGGCGGACAAAAUAGUACUGGAGGAAGAAGUUCGCUUCUGCUGCAGUGUUCGUGAUCAAAUAUAACGCGUUGCGGCGGUGCUUCGUAAUAUAGGACUGCUCAGGUACUUCGUUCAACCGUCAAGGGAGUGGUGUAGAAUCAACAGCCAGUGUAUAGCGCUCUAGUGACAGACGGGGGACUCGACUUCAAACUGUUACUGUUUUCCCGGGACUCGAAUCUAUUCAGGGUUACCAAUUGAGUAACGGUAACUCGCUCUUGAACCGAGAGACCAACGGUAUCUAAUUUAUAUCUUAUGGAGUUCAGGCGAGGAGCAACCCACUAACCAUGCUGCACUCAUAAGCUUUUGGUGCCGUCUUUGUUUGCAGAGGAAAGUCUGCCGCUCACUUUCCUUUUUCCAGCGGAGGCGAGAUUCGUAUUUUAUUUAUUUUUUUGGCAGCCUUUCUUCUGCCUCUCUCUUUCCUUUCCCCCGACCGGCUCGCUCCCGUCGCCAACCAACUGACUGGAAGAAAUAAGCAUCUUUGUUUUUACGGAGUAUAUACUUGCCUGCUCGAUCAGCACCAUGAAUUCGGAUAUAAAUGUGUACCUCGGCCGGGAUAAAACGGGCAUCAUGCGGAAGAGAGCCCUGCUUCUCCGGAAAGGGUGUAGUUUUGAGAUUAGUUCGAGCUCUGCCUCGGAGGACUUGGGCUGCAGGCGUGGAGACUUCAGCCGAAAACACUAUGGCUCUGUCGAGCUGCUGAUCUCCAGUGAUGCAGAUGGAGCCAUACAGAGAGCGGGCCGCUUUCGAGUGGAGAAUGGCUCAUCAGAUGAGCCAAUGGACUACACCCCGGGAAUCUGGAGAAGAACCGAUGUCCAUUUGGAGAACCCAGAAUACCACACCAGAUGGUUCUUCAAAUACUUCCUGGGAAAAGUCCACCAGAAUUAUAUUGGUACGGAUGCAGAGAAGAACCCCUUCUACCUGUCUGUGGUUCUGUCUGACCAGAACAACCAACGGGUCCCUCAGUAUAGAGCCAUCCUCUGGAGGAAGACAGGAACUCUGAAGAUCAGUCUGCCAUACAGCCCCACUAAAACACUAUCAGUCAAGUCCAUCUUAAGUGCGAUGAACCUGAACAGGUUUGAGAAGGGCCCAAGGGAGAUUCUCAACCCAGAGAUACAGAAGGACCUACUGGUGUUGGAGGAGCAAGAGGGUUCUGUUAACUUCAAGUUCGGUGUCCUGUAUGCCAAAGAUGGACAGCUCACAGAUGAUGAGAUGUUUAGCAACGAAACAGGAAGUGAGAGCUUUGAUAAGUUCAUCAACCUGCUAGGGGACACAAUCUCUCUGCAGGGCUGGGCGGGUUACCGCGGUGGACUGGAUACCAAAAAUGACACUACAGGAAUGAACUCCAUCUACACAGUGUACCAGGGCCAUGAGCUGAUGUUCCACAUCUCCACCAUGCUACCCUAUUCCAAAGAGAACAAGCAGCAGGUGGAGAGGAAAAGACACAUUGGGAAUGACAUUGUCACCAUAGUGUUCCAGUUCCAGGAGGGGGAGGACACAUCUCCGUCAUUUAAACCCUCCAUGAUCAGAUCACAUUUCACACAUAUCUUUGCAUUAGUUAGAUACAACAGUCAAAACGACAGUUACAGAUUGAAGAUUUUCUCUGAGGAGAGUGUGCCACUGUUCGGACCGCCCCUUCCCUCACCACCAGUGUUUACAGACCACCAAGAAUUCAGGGACUUUUUGUUAGUCAAGCUAAUCAAUGGAGAAAAGGCCACCCUGGAGACGCCCACGUUUGCCCAGAAGCGCCAGCGGACUCUGGACAUGCUGAUCCGUUCCCUCUACCAGGACCUCAUCCCUGACCUCCACAAGGUUCCCUUCUCUCCCCAGAACAUGCUCAACAGACGCUCGUUCAGUGACGUGCUUCCAGAGUCGCCCAAGUCCGCCCGCAAGAAGGAGGAGGCACGACAGGCCGAGUUCGUCAGGAUAGGACAGGCUCUAAAGCUCAAGACCAUCGUCAGAGGAGAUGCCCCCACCAGUCUGGUCACUACGGGCCUGUGUAGAAAAGAGCCUUGGGAGUCCCAGUCGUUCUGCAGUACGUUUUCCUAUGAGACAGUGUGUGCUGACUCCUGGGGUCAGUCUCUGUUGGUCGCCACGGAAGCAGCAGGGGUCAUGAUGAUAGAUGCUGUUGAUCCACUUCUUUCAAACCCAGACGCCCAGGUCCUGCCCCCAGUGCAGGUGUUUGAUAAGACCAUGGUGGUGAAGCAGAUGCAUGUUCUAGAGCCUCAGGAUCUCCUCAUCACCAGGACUGACAAAGGGAAGGAUGCGCGUCUCUAUGUGUUCAGACUAAGCAUGCUCAAGAGAGGCCUGGAGGAGAGGCAGCUGGUUCGCACCAAGUGUGACAGCCGAGAAAACAAACUGGAGAAGACCAAAGGGUGUCACCUGUACUCUAUCAACACCCACCACGGGUCAGAGUUGAGGAUCGUGGCAGCCAUCAGAAACAAGCUCCUCCUCAUCACCAGGAAACAGCCCCGCCCCAAUGGCAUGGGCACCCUCGCCGCCACAACCGACUCGCCCGUGGACCAGUUCCAAUACAUACGGGAAAUUUGUCUGUGUGAAACUCCGGUGGUGAUGGCUUUGGUGGAUGGUCCUACAGGGGAGAAUGACAACAUGAUCUGUGUGGCCUACAAACACCAGUUUGACCUGAUCAACGAGAGCACCGGGGACGCAUACAGGCUACACCACGUAGACGCCAACCGAGUCAACUUUGUGGCAGCCAUCGAUGUGUACGAGGAUGGGGAGGCUGGUCUUUUGUUGUGUUACAAUUAUAUCUGCUCCUAUAAGAAGGUGUGUCCGUUCAACGGCUCCACCCCCAUGAUCCAGUCCAACACGUCUGACUUCCACUUCAGCUGGAACCAGAUGCCCAAUGCCAUCGUGUGUGCGUUCCCCUACAUCCUGGCUUUUACCACUGACUCCAUUGAGAUCCGGCUGGUUGUCAACGGUAACCUGGUCUAUACAGCUGUGGUACCAGAGCUGCAGCUGACUGCCUCGAGGUCGGACAUCUACUUUGUGUCGUCCGCUCCGGUCAACUCGGCUUCCAACUGCAGCUCCCGGGACACCAGUUCCCAGAGUUCGCCACAGACGCCCACAGGCUACGAAAUGCCUGUGUUCCCCUCACCGCUCGGAGACGAUUCUAUACGGAUCCCCUAUGGUACCAAGCUUUCCCUGUACAUGUCUAAGGAUGCCGAAGGUGAGGCACAGUGUAAGCAUAUCUUCAAGAUCCCCCUGAGUAACCUGGUGGGCCGCAGCAUCGAGAGGCCCCUUAAGUCCCCGCUGGUCAACAAGGUGGUGACGGGCUUGACAGCACAGGUCCCUAGCAUGUGUGUGGCCCCCGCGGGGCCCCUGUUGCAGGGGGCUUCACACACCCUGUCACUGUCCCGCAUGGAGAUCAAAGAGAUUGCCAGCCGCACCCGCAAAGAGCUGCUAGGCCUAACCGAGGAGCCGGGCGGUAAGUCCGACAGCAGCACUGUCAAACAGAGGAAGAUGAGCAAGAAGACCACUGAGGAAGAGCCAAAGGCACGAGCACUGACCUCCACUGGCAGUGACAGGAUGGGCUCAAAGUCGGCCAACACGGACUCAGACUUCCAACGGCACUGCUCAUUCAGCUCGGAUGAUGCGGCGCAAGAGAAAGCAGUGCUUCCAGAUGAGAGCCCGCCAUUGGCCAGCCCCUUCAAUCUCUCCACAUCCUUCGAUGAUGAUGUCCUGGACCUAAAGUGAAGACAAUCCCAUCAUGCACUUAUCCUCCUCAUCCCCCUCUCUUUUCUCCUCCUUCGGUCAUUUUGUUUUGGUUGGGUUUUUUGUUUGUUGAUUUCUUGUUUUUGUUUUGUUAUCUCCUUUGUCUGGGUCUUCAUCCUCAGACAUUGUGGGUAAGGAGGAGUAAUUGUGUAAAGUGUGUGUGCGUGUUUCAUAAGCAGUCGGUCCCCGCAGUCAGUAUGUGUGUCUGUGUGUUGCAAUGCAGCGAGUAACCCAAAGAAAACGAGGUCAUUUGAGGUGGUGUGGAUUGUUCAGAGUACAGAUGUCAUUAUGCGGCGAAAGGUUUCAUCUAUAAACGAAAACUGAAUGUACACACCAAGGCACAACAAAAAAAAAUGUUUUGAAACAGCACCCUCGCGAAGUGGCUACGGCUUACCUUUUAUUGUAUAAUCUGUGAUUAUUUCCAAUUACACUUUCAAAUAUAGAAUAAUAUAUGCAUAUUUAUGUGUACAUCUAUUUAUACAUUAAGAUGCAUACACAUUGACAGACAUGAAUAACUUUAUAGAUAUAUUAUAAUAGACAUUUUAUUCACAUAUUUAGUAAAUGUACGAUGUUUUAUGCUCUCCGUGUCUGUCAGUCUUGUUCUAUUUCCUUCCCAACUCUGUGUGCAGGUAUACAGGACUGGACUAGAGGCAGAGUUUCCCACAAGUGCCACAUCCCCACAUCCUCCACUAAACUACAACUCCCAUCAGCCACCAGUCACCUCUCCUCUAAUUGGCUGGUCUAUGACAGUAGCAGUCAUAAUCAUGUAUCCCUCUGUAGACACCCACAGUGACUCUGUGAGCUUGGUUUUAAUACGCAUAUAGUCAAACACACCCACACCUCUAGGGCCUCUAAAAGCACCUACUGUCCUGUCUCUGGCUAUCCCUGAGAAUCCAUGGGGUCCACGUCCUCACAGAAUAUACUCUCCUAUACACAGAUUGCAACCUUCCCAGACAGUUAGUUUACUUUGGCCCAAUACAGUUUAGUCAGGGGCCAAUUGGCCAGUUAGCGCAUCGCCUUUACAGUGGGCCUUUAAAGUCUGUCCACUGUUGGGCCGCUAGUGGCAUCGGCUGCCAACAGGACGCCCUCAGCUUAUGUGCUUUAUAGUGGUAUGCAGACUCUUAGCCACCAGUUGUUCACUUGUUAGUUGGGUUGGAGAAUUGAUCAAGUGGCCAACUACUUCCAUUUAGGAGUGCUGUAAUGAGGUAACGUAGUCGGUCAUAGGGUACAUCCCAAAUAACACCCUAUUCCCUAUUUAGUGCACUAAUUUAACCAAGGCCCGUAGAGCUCUGGGUAAAAGUACAGUGCACUAUAUAGGGAAGAGGCCGCUAUUUGGGAUGCAGGCAGUGGAUGAGAGACCAGACAGAUGGUAGGUACUGUAGCCUACCUCGGAGUCCUUAUAGGAGCUAUUUGGAAGAAGGAAUUAUCUCCUCUCCAGCUGUUCACUAGGAGCAAGGCAUAACUCACCGAGUUAUGAUGCAUGUAGAGCGAGUCGGCUGAAACAGCAUAGAGGAAGCCAUAACACUUAACCUCCUCUGGUACCAGAGAUAUAGUAACCAAGCCCAAUGAGUAAUCAAGCCCAAUGAUUAGGGUGAUAUCAGCCUACCAGUACACGGGUCAGCGGUCAGACAUCAAUCAACCAAUCAAAUGUAUUUAUAAAGCCCUUUUUACAUCAGCAGAUGUCAUAAAGUGCUAUACAGAAACCCAGCCUAAAACCCCAAACAGCAAGCAAUGCAGAUAUAGACGCACAAUGGCUAGGAAAAACUCCCUAGAAAAGCAGGAACCUAUGAAGAAGCCUAGAGAGGAACGCUGAGGGGUGGCCAGUCCUCUUCUGGCUGUGCCGGGUGGAGAUUAUAAGAGUACAUGGAAAUUUAACGGCAGAUUGUUUUUCAAGAUGUUCAAACGUUCAUAGAUGACCAGCAAGAUCAAAUAAUAAUCAGUGGUUGUAGUGGGUGCAACAAGUCAGUACCUCAGGAGUCAGUUGGCUUUUCAUAUCCGAGCAUUCGGAGGUCGAGACUGUAGGUGCAGUAAAGAGAGAGAGAGUCGAAAACAACAGGUCCGGGACAAGGUAGCAUGUCGAAGAUCUCCACCGCAGGAGCCCGAGGGGUACAUAACCGGACAGGAAGAUCACGUCUGUGACUCAACCCACUCAAGUGACUCAUAUCUAGAGAACCAUGGGAAAUGUAGGGUCAACACUAUGUAGCGUACUUGAGUCAGUCUCACGGUCUCGUGAUGAGGUAGCCCUGCCUGCAACUUCAAAAUCAAUGUCACUCUCGGCCCUAGAGGGAAUUUCCUAUUCGGGUAACGGGCUAAUGUUUAGGACGUUGCUUUCUCCCAUGGAAGACCAGGUUCAGAUCCCACCCUGACAUACCGGAGAAUAUUGUCUUGGCAGUGUCUUAUGUUGCUUCAUCCUGAGUAGUGUUAGGGAUGAGACAUUGGCUAAAUUACCAUUUUGGCUAUGUUGUUAUUACUACUCUACAGGUCAAGGUGAUAUUGCUGAGAAGUACACGUAUUAGGGAAAGUUAUUGGCUAAAGCAUGUGCAUCCGUUCGGCUACGUGGAGAGCCCUCUGGGUGGUCGGCUUGCGACAUGGCACCCCUCUUCUGAUCUUGCAUGAGCCCCCCGCUACCUUUUUAUCUCUCUCCCUCUCUCAUUCUCUUCUGUUACUCUCUGUAAUUGCCUGUCUCAAUGUGGCCUCCUUCAACACUAUUACUCAAAACUGGAGGGAUGAAAAAAAGGGAAUAAAUAACAUUACUAUUAUUGCAAUGGAAUUGUACUUAUUUCUUAUGCUGGUUCUUACCAUGAGUGUAGGUGAAUGGGGGUGGGAUGUCUGGUGGUUUGAAGGUUUAUAAUACAGAUUCUAUCACUUUGAUCGUUCUCACUGUUUCUCUCCUUUGUUUACUUUAGCCCUGUUACUUUCACACCGCCCCGACUCCUUGAUGUUUUCACAGUGUUUUUUGUAUCUAAAUCAAUAUUUACUGUUUAGGCUGUUGCUCAACCUCUCUGUGAUAUGAAAAUGGAAGAAAAAAAACAAACAAAACACCAAGUGUCUUAAAUAUAAUGUAUCGCCAUCGUUUUUAAUGCCAAGCACUACUUGUAAAUGUGUGUGUUUCAAAUGAAACUGAACUAUUAUUAUUAUUAAUAUUAUUAUUUGAAAAAUGGUUUCAAUUAUUGAACAAGUGCUGUAGACCACUGCUGUGAAAGUAGUAAAUUCUGCUCAUUGAUAUGUAAUAAAUAUUUAUGAAAUUUGAAAA
Messenger RNA from Oncorhynchus mykiss (rainbow trout), 7081 nucleotides. RefSeq names its product GTPase-activating Rap/Ran-GAP domain-like protein 3. Gene Ontology annotation, molecular function: GTPase activator activity. Lineage: Eukaryota; Metazoa; Chordata; Actinopteri; Salmoniformes; Salmonidae. Gene Ontology annotation, biological process: regulation of small GTPase mediated signal transduction. The record is from RefSeq and is a predicted model, not a curated record.